Molecule: messenger RNA, 1673 nt
Organism: Loxodonta africana (African savanna elephant)
Lineage: Eukaryota; Metazoa; Chordata; Mammalia; Proboscidea; Elephantidae
Gene: THRSP
Product: thyroid hormone responsive
Exons: 1
Coding region: 697-1167 (156 amino acids)
Biological process (GO): regulation of lipid biosynthetic process
Cellular component (GO): cytosol
Source: RefSeq, a predicted model, not a curated record
CCUGGGCUGGAAUCCCAAUUCCAGUGUGACCUUGGGCAAGAUACUUUAGCACCCUGUGCCUCAGAUUCCUCAUUGGUAAAACAGGAAUAUUAAGAGUAUAUUCAUCAUAGGAUUGUGGUGAAGAUUAAAUGACAUAGCUCAUGAAAGAGUAGGUGCUCAAUAAAUGCUAGCCACACAAACAAAUACAACUAUUCAAUUGCAGGAUUCUCCUUCUGGCUCCUAUGCCAGUGCUCUUUGCCCCACACAGAGCUGUUUCAUUUUGCAACGCAUCUUCCUGAUUCAUUUCUAAGGUUUGGGGCUCCAGGUUGAAGAAGUGAGCUGUGCAUUAGGAGGACAUCCUAAGCAGGCAGCAAAGAGGCAGGGUGGUCACAGGUGGCCUGAUAGAAUUAUUUACUGCCCUGGGGUCAAGUGUACCAGUUGCCAAAGGAAAAACCUUCCCUCUAAUUGGCCCUGCAAGCUGAUGAAAGAGGAGCCAGGGUCUUGCUGAGAUAGCCAUGCAGUGCUGACGUGACAAGCAGAAAGCUGGCAGGUCUGUCCCUGGGCAGACAGAUCGCCUGACACAGACAUUGGGGCCCAAGCCCUGGGAUUGGCCUAAACCGGGGCUAUGUUGACCCGCCACUGGGCCUUGGCAUCCCGUCAAACUGCUGUUAGAUCCAGAGCCUAGAAAUAGUGCUGGGGAAGGCUGCCAGACAGAGCAUGUCAGAGGAAGGAACUAUGCAGGUGCUAACCAAGCGCUACCCCAAGAACUGCCUACUGACUGUCAUGGACAGGUACUCGGCCACAGUGCGCAACAUGGAGCAGGUGGUGAUGAUGCCCAGCCUUCUGCAGGAUGUGCAGCUCAGUGGGCAUGGGGGCCAGAUCCAGGAUGGUGCCCCUGAUCUCUACAGAUGUUUCACCAUGCUCAAGGCCAUCCAUGUGGAUGUGGACCACGGGCUGCUGCCCCGAGAGGACUGGCAGGCCAGGGUGUCAGGCAGUGAAGAUGAUGAGGCUGAGAACGAAGCUACCGAGACAGAGCAGGCCAAGGAAGAGGGGGUCUCCAGGGAGCUGGACCUGGAAGCCCAGUUUCACCUGCACUUCUCCAGCCUGCAUCACAUCCUCACCCACCUUACCCUGAAAGCCGAGGAGGUGACAAGGAAAUACCAGGAGAUAACGGGACAGGCCAUGUAGGCGUUGAACUCUGGGGAAGGUAAUGGUGGCCUAACUAGUGGGUAUCAGAGUCCACCAAGGGGAACUUCUGGGGGAGAAGAGGUAGAGGUGGAAGAGGGAGAGCCCGGCUGUUACAGAGCCACCCUCACUUCAGGGUAUUGGGACCAUGAUCUGGGAGGGCCCAAGACCAGGCCUGCCUUACUAUCCUUCUCAUCCAGAGUUGGUCAGUCAUGGAAAUGAACUCUUAUGGAGAUAGAGGGAAAGUGGCCUUUGAGCGCAUACCUUAUGCACACGUGUUUGCACAUGUGUGUAUUCAUUUGUAAGUAGGUGAAUCUUUGUAGAUGUGUGAAUUGAAUAAGUGUAUUCUGUGGACUUAUUUAAGAAUCUGUUUUAAGCUUUGGACUGCUCCCCAGGAUCCAAGUACAUAUACACAUAAUUGUAUGUAUAAUUUCGGGGGAUAUGCCUUCCACUAAGGCCUAUCCAUGGAUAAGAACCCCGAUGUCAUAUAUUAUUAAUAACAGCCACUA